AUUUAAAAUAAAUUAUUCACUGAAACUUUUCAUAGAUUAGAAUUUCUACAAAGAUGAUAUAAUUCUUGUAUAUAUAUAUAUAAAUAUUUUGUUUUUUCUAAACUACAUUUUUUGGAUCAAGUUAUAUGUUACACUUUAUUCCAUUAAAGUCUUUAAGAAAAUAAGCUUCCUAAUGUCACUAACUACACUUGUACCCCGGCCCACCGCUGUAUAUGAAUCCUACACUCGCAUAACCGCAAAACACCUGCAAAAAAUUAUUAGAAUUUUACUAAAUCAUAUAGACAAGUCUAUUUGUUUUGUUAGUCCUGACAGGUUCCAUAUAAAAUUCAUUUUAUUUUUUUCAAACUUAAAAAUUGAGAUCCUAAAUUCGUAAAGUACCGUAACUUUUCAUGAUAAUCCAAAACAUUUAAGCAAGGAACUGGUGUUCGUGGCAAGUGAAAGAAUUCGAAUUCGUUUGUUUGCAAAAUAUUUCGAAUAAAACGCUGCUCCCUACAAAAAUUACAACAGUGUAAUAAAGCCCACUAUGGAGAAGUAUUCCUGCCACGACACCCCCUUCCUAUGUGAGUAUUGUCAGUCACACGGAUUAACCCCGAAAAGAGUAGAAACCCCAAAACUAGAACUGUUGCGUGUCAAAGAACGUAGAGUCCUACGUAUGAAAUCUGAGCCUCGCCCUUGUGAAUGUGACGCAAAUAAUAACAGCAAACACAAUGUGGAUCAGAAGGCAACCCAAACGCUCAAAAUGCAUAAGACAUCAAAAACUGCAGAACAUAUACCACGAUUUCCGCAUAGGAAUUAUGAAAAAGAGGUACUGAUGCAAGGAUCAGUAAUACAAGAACCAGCUACCUCAAAAGCGUAUUCAUUUGGAGAACGUACAGAACGAAAACAGCGCGCUUUGCCAGAAGAGGCGACUACAAGUAACAGAAAUGACAGAAAUACUCCCAAAUUAUGGAGAUCUCUAAAGAGCACUAUAUUGAAAAUACCAAAAGCCAGCGACACAGACGAUACUAGUAGUAUUACAAGAAAACUCCAAACGAGAGAGUCAAGUAAAAAGCGAAAGGUAACACACGUUCCGGAACAAUACUCUGAAGAAAUUCAUUCAGAUCAAAGGUCAGCGAGAGAUUACGCCAAUAAUCAGUAUCUAACAAUUAAUUCGACAGUAGAAGACACCACAAGCUCCUCAGAAUACUCACACGAACAAACAAAAUCGCAAAUUAAUGGAAAGAGCGAAGAAAGUGAGUUAGACAAAAGCUGGUAUAGAUAUAGAAAACAUCAAUCGAAAUCAAAAGAAAAAGGCACCAAACCUUCACUGAUACCAGUGACAAAGCGAAGGCAAACACCAAGAGUGGCGGUAAAAACAAGUUCAAACAGUGGUCAAGAUACCAAAAUUAUUAAACCAUUUAUAGAAAGUGCUUCAAAAUACAAAUUGUUAAGAGUGUCCCAGAUAGGUCCAUCAUCAGGGACAAGUCAAAGCAGUGUAGAAGAAAAGCAUUCAAACCAAGAAGUUGAAGAUCCAAAAGAUUCUCAAAUAAUAUCACAGACAGGUAUUAAGGAGUACAGUUCAAAAACGAAAACUCCACCCCCGAUCGAGCCGAAACCAAAACAUAAUAAAAUGAAAAUUGUAAAGGAAAGCCAACAAUACUUAGAAACUGAAUUAAACAAAGAGGAAUAUAAAGACAAUGACAAAUUAUCGGAAUGCACCAAUGAAAACCCGGUGCUAGAACUUUCAGAAAACGUCAUUUCAAAAAACUCGGACUUAGAACGAAAACAUAGUAGUAAAAUAUCUGUACAAAUACCGCAAAGUAUACAGCCAACAGUAGAACAAUCUCUAAGUACAUCAAUAAAUAAGAUAAUUGUAUCAAAUCAAGAGAGUGACAUUCGUUCACCGAAACCAGAGCUCAGUAUAGGAAGCAUGCCUUCCAGUUCAUAUAUAUUAGGGGCAAAAUUUAAAACGUUUGAGUCAGGUAUUAGAAUAAAUGUACCGAAUUCUUCACAAGAAAAUGCUAACUGCGAAAAAGUUGAAUCAACACAAUUCUUCGAAGCGACAAAACCGGUUAAAGAAACCGAAACAACCACCAAAUAUUCUGAUUGUUCAUGCGAAAGUUUUUCUCAAAAAACAAAAUCUCAGCAGAAAUAUGGCACUACUGUGUCUUCUGAUAGCAUCCAGCAGUACGACAAUGAUAAAACUUUGAAUGAAUGCUCUUAUGUUUCUAUAACAAAAAUCGAUUCAUUCGAACCAAUUCAGCAAGACUGUGAUAUUGAAAUGCAUCAAGAACGUUCGCCAGAACUCACUUUGUCUGAUUGUUUGCCUGAAAACAUGAUAGAUCGGGGUAACGAUCAUGGCACAAGUACUGAGAGUAGUUUAGCCGAAGAUUUGAAAGAGUAUAAGCAAUUCAGAAAUUAUCACUCGUUACCAAAACUCGGUCGUCGGUCAAAUGAAUUAGACAUAGAAAACUCAGAUCACAAUCCCUUAUCCUUAAAAGAAUACGAUGAACUAGAGAACCAACUGUUAAAUGAAAAUAGCCAACCGCACUCAAAUGAGAUGUUACACAGCGACAAUGAUGAACUACAAGACUCCUUAUCAAUGAUUUUCGAGCAAGUCAAAAAAUAUUAUAAGGAAAGAAAAUUUUUGGAAGAAACACAAUUAUUAAAACAGAAAAUGCACAGUUUUCGCCUAUAUGAAUAUACUCCCGAUCCAAAUGAAAAAUAUAGCCCAUGUGAAGAAAAAGUAUCACAUGGAAGUAGAAAACCUUAUAGAAAGAAACAAUCUUUACCUCAAAGUUUUAAGUCCAUUGAAGACUCCCCAACUUGCCGAAGUCCAGAGCUCAGUACUAUUAGCGAAAGUACCGACAGUGAACAGUUCCUGUUGCAGAAUUCAGCAGGCAAAAGGCAAGAAUAUCAGCGAGAAUGCAUUGGCUAUGAAUCUAUAAAGAAUGCACGAGAUGUAGCAGAAGUUACAGAUUUGAAUGAGUAUAGACAAGGAAGCAAUUUAGAUAAUCGACUUUUGAAGCCAUUUAAGUAUCCGACAAGCAUAUAUGAAAGACUGUUAAAAUAUCAGCCAAUGAUCGUACCGUGGACCGCGCGGACAAAGUCGGUACAAUCUAAGCAAACACAAACUUUACCGGAAGAGGAACACGCUCACUGGGAACAUUCAAAAACAACAACACGUAACAGAGUAUCAAAACAACAAAAGUCAAUAAAUAGUGAAUCGGAAGAAAGUGAGCGAUCGCUAGUUAAUAUGCCACUAAAUGAUCUAACUGGAAAAAAUGAAAGGAUUGUAGAAGCAGUAACAGAGAAUUUAUUGACAAAUCACAACCAACCAAUCGAUGUGGUAAACCUCAAAUCAUCACAAGAUGGCACAAAAUCUAGUAAAGACACAACUUUAAACCAACAAGAAACGGAAAUAAAUUUGAGCUCUAAGAACCGGAGAGAUCGUCGAACUUUAGAGAGCAUAGGAAACAACGUUUCAAAAAAGGAGAGGCAAAGUUCAUAUUGCAGGGAUCCACCAAAUAAGCAAACCAGAAGCAAACCAAGGAAAAAAACUCACAAAGAAAAUAAAAUACUUGAAAAUAAAGGGCAAAACCGAUUGUGAUUCUGCCUGGGAAACGUUGAAAGAGGAGAGGAUAUUAAUCAAUAAAGAAUUUCUUAUGAAAAAUAUGAACGGAAAAAGUGAAAAAGAUGCUUUGCAAAGAAGAAGAAAGAAGAGGGAAGACGCUCGAGUCAUGAAAAACAGAUCAUCAGCGGAAAAUAUAACUCGAAGGAAGCAGGAGAAGGUGUUAAAAAACAAAACAGAGAACAGUUGCGACGAUUGACGAAAAAGUUUGGGUGGAAUGAAAUGCACUUAAAAUAGUAAAAGGGCUUAGGCAAGGAAAACAAAGAGAGGGAGCAGGAAUAAAUGAAAUUGAGGGAAUAAGAUGAUCAGAUAUUACAGAAAUCCAAAAAAAGCCAACAUAAUCAGCUGACUAAGAUUGUUCUUGUUCUUGUAAAGAAACUACUAAUAUAUUUUGUCGCUUGAAACUCAAGACCAUAACACACACACAAACAUUGGUUUGACUGUUCUAUCAAAUUUCUUUGUAAACAUUUUGAAUUUUUUUUUAGUUUGAAAAAAUUGUCUUUCCAAAGAACUUUCCUCUGUGACAUGACGCCAUAAAGUACGCAAAAUAACCAAAACAAACUCGCUUAGCUGCUGCAAAGACACUACGUCGCGAUUUCAAAUAUUUUCGCUUUUGUCCCAAAUUUCGGAAACAAAAAAUUCGCAGUAACAGAGAAAAAAGCAAGAAGAAUUCUAAAUCACAAUAUGCAUACAAAUUCGGUGACCUACAUUGAAUAUGAAACGACAAUAACCGAAUCUUGUUCUUGUACUUGCACUCGCAUUGUGGAGAUAUGCGAUACGGAACUAGCGGCGAAAGGAGAGAAAGUCCAAAGGGCAAAAGGUGGCGCGGAGUUGCUCGAAAAGCGUUCGCGUACCAAAAAAUUUUCAAAGUUUUUCCAUGCAACUGGUUUGCGGAAAAUUAAAAGUUUAUUUACGCGGUGAGUAGUGGGUCCGCACCGAAGGAGGGACAGUAAGGCGUGAAGCCAGCGUUGUCUUCCAAACGUGUAUGGGUGAUCGUGAGAAUUUGGGGGAAAUACAUCAAACAAAUGGCAAUUUAAUUGUCAACGGUCAACGGGUCGGCAAUUUCCUAUAGUGAGGGGAACUCUUGUGUUGUCGCUGGUGCCUGUGGCACAUACUAGGCCAUAUUUUGGUAGCAAGUCAUGUAAUGAGAGAUAGUUUCUCUCUUUACCGAUCUUUUGUAGAACAUUCUACAAAAUUUCACCUAAAUUUAACUCACGGUCUCACUGAAGAAACCUUCAUUGACCCUUAGAGAUCACUGAAGUCUAUUUAAAAUCGUUCUCUUAUUCUAUUUGUCUAAUAUCAUUGCAAUAUUUAAAAAAAUCAGUUGCUUUAAUUUAUAAUUUUUACUAAGCCGAGAACAGAAAUUAAUAAACAAGGUAAAAAAAAUUAAAAAACGGUAAA
Molecule: messenger RNA, 5011 nt
Organism: Bactrocera oleae (olive fruit fly)
Lineage: Eukaryota; Metazoa; Arthropoda; Insecta; Diptera; Tephritidae
Source: RefSeq, a predicted model, not a curated record